Messenger RNA from Sabethes cyaneus, 3118 nucleotides. Its product is annotated as deubiquitinase DESI2. NCBI's taxonomy places the organism in Eukaryota, Metazoa, Arthropoda, Insecta, Diptera, Culicidae. The record is from RefSeq and is a predicted model, not a curated record. Gene Ontology annotation, biological process: protein deubiquitination. The coding region runs from base 780 to 1391 and encodes 203 amino acids. Gene Ontology annotation, molecular function: deubiquitinase activity. The transcript has 6 exons.
GAAAGAGUCGUAGAAAAAUGAAAAUUUUUGUGUGUUGAAAAUUUGGUAGCGCGAUAGGUUGACAGAUUUUUAGUUUUUAAUAUCUCAAAUCGUGUCCGCAAGUACCUUGAAAAUUGCGUUGCGAAAAAGUGAAUGAGUAUGAAUCAGCACCGACGAGGCAAUUGGGAGAACACGAGAAACCUGAGCAGUAGUUAAUAUUCACAGAUACAACAUAUCUGAUAAAAGAGUGUAGCGACGACGACGAAGGCGUAAAAUCAAAUCGAAGCAACCAAAGAGGGUGGACGCACAAAGGACAAAAGUUAUAAGACGUUCCAGACAGAGAGAAGUGACUAAUUUGUGUUUUUUUGUUAUUGACGAUAAGCUGAAUUACAGUGCUUGAACGCACAUCAUAAUAGAUACCUGUUCUGGAACAUUUUACAACUCUUGUAACCUCUCUAUCCAGCCCACCAUUACCCAAUGUAUUGAGCUAGAAUCGAAAUCUCUUUCGCCUCUUCAUAAAUCUGUCACCCUCGGACACGAUCUUGGGACCCGCUGUAUAGAUAGCCAUACGAUAGCCACUCAUUCAUUUGGUUAAAACAAAAAAAAAAAAGAUUUCGGACGGAAAAGGCCAAAAUUUGAUCAUCCCAUCAUUCGUAAAUCCAUGCCUUGAUCCAGUAUUUGCACCCAUACUGACGAAAAUCCUAGAACCGCUAGAACUGCAACCAGCCCUAACCGAUAUCUCCCUGCUGUUGCUGCUACUGCUACUGUUCUGACUUUAUCUGACGUUGUUGGAUGUUGUGAUGUUUUCGAACGGGCUUCCCUGCAAUCUGCCCUUCCCCAGCUGUCUCGGGGUGCCAAAGGAUAGUGGAAGCGACGAACUGCUACCGACAGCGAUGGGAAGCCGCGAACCAGUCAUACUCAACGUAUACGAUAUGUACUGGAUCAACGAAUAUACAACUUCUAUUGGACUUGGUGUGUUCCAUUCGGGGGUUGAGGUCUUUGGAACGGAAUUUGCCUACGGAGGACAUCCUUUCCCAUUUACAGGAGUGUUUGAGAUAUCACCACGGGAUCACGAUGAGCUGGGCGAGCAAUUUCGGUUUCGACAAAGCAUUCAGAUUGGUUGUACUGAUUUCACCGAAGAGGAAGUUCGACGGAUAGUGGAAGAACUGGGGAACCAAUUCCGGGGCGACCGGUACCACUUAAUGAACAACAAUUGUAACCAUUUCUCCGGCUCGCUGACACAAAUUCUCUGCGGACAGGAAAUCCCUAGCUGGGUAAACCGGUUGGCACACUUUAGUUCGUGUGUACCCUUUCUUCAGCGUUGUUUGCCGAAAGAAUGGCUGACACCCAAUGCCUUACAACAGACGAUAACCGUUAGACAGGAUCGUGACUCGGAUUCCAGUCCAUUCUGAGAGUAGCUUAUGGACACUAGUAAUAGCGUAGCAGAUGAUGACAACCAGUGCGGUAUUUCCACCGUCGGAGCGGCAAUCGACAAAAGAAACCUUCCAUCGUCUAGUGGCAAAUAGAAAAAAAAAUCUGCGCGACUUCCUAAAAAGGUAACUCUCUGAAAGUUUGCCAUAAAUCCUAUGCUGUAUGUUGGUUGAUUUUCUCAUGAUUAUAGAAACUCAUUUUAGAAGGGGUUUGCAACUACUCGAAGAGCGUUUGCAUUCUGGUGUUUGUUUUCAUUUAUUUGUGUUUAAAAAUUCUCGCUUUCAAUAAACCAAAUGAAUGAUGUGAGUUAUUUAUUUUGAUUAGUUACAGUUUAGGUUACAAUUAAUCAAAAUAUUUGCGACACAUUUGAGUUUCUGCCACUUGAUAUUGAUAAAACUAAAGUUGUACUCAGAAAAGUAAGCAAAUAUACAUAUAGAUGUAAAAUAACCUUCGACAAGCAGACGAGAUAAAACUAUUUGUUUCAAACUAAAAUAAUGAUAAACAAACGAUUGACAAAAACAUAAGUAACGUGAGCAAGUAAAAUGUGUAAUAAAUAGGUAUAUAAUCGAAGUUUGGAGAAAGUCUAUCUUAAACCAGGAAGGAAGAGGAAGCAGUCCAGCGAACAGAGGUUUAAAAUAAUACUGUUUUAACGGCAACUAAAACUAUAACCGAUUGUGUAGUGGGUUAGUCAAUCGGGACGGUCCCCAAUGUCUGAUAUUAAAAAAAAAUGCUAAACUAAAAGAAAAGGUAUUAAGCACACAGAGUUUAUUUGACAGCCAGCAUAGUUUGAGUAUGCAGCAGCAAGUGUAGUCGAAGGAAGAAAGUGACCACGAAAAACAAAAUUAUUUGUACAGAUGCUCCUUUCAUUAUUACAAACGGAAAUAAUAAAAAUAUGUUAAGAGUCUGUAGGCUAGGGAAAAUUAUCGUAACGUUGGCCAUAAUGGAUGGAAUCCUGUAAGCAGUUUAUGGGAUGCUUUCAUUGUGUUUGAAUUUUACACUGAUUACCCUUUUCGAACUAACAACUAGCUGUAAUGAUAUCAAAUAAACGAAAAGUAUUUAUAGAGUGAACGGCGCAAUUGAGCAGAGGCGCAAGUUUUAAGCGGAAUCUAUGUAGAAAAAUUAUAGAGGAGGUUAUAUCGUCUGAGCCUGUGGCGAAUAUUUAAUGCAGGUCUCUCUCAUGUGACAUAUAGUUGUGUGAUACAAAGGAUGGUAGUUUUUCUUUCCGAUCAAAGAUAUCAAGGAACUGUUAUGCUAAAGGAUAUUCACUCUGCGUAAUUUUACGCCAAUUAACGACCUUAUGUCAAUAGAGACAGACCAUUUUUACACAUAGGCAGAAAUAGUUCCUUUUCCAGACAUUUUAUAGUUUUACCGUAUACUGACUUGCCACACUUUAUGUCGAAUUACAACAAAUAUCGUUAACAAAAAAAAAUUUCUAUCAGUAUAGAAAAGCCGCAUUACAAUAUUCAAUUUUAAAUUUUAUUUUUUUUCAAGCAGCGAAUCAUUGGUAUGAUACGAUAGAACGGCGACAAAGUCAGACCCCUAGUAUUAACAAGACUAAAUACUAAAAAAAAGUUCAAACUGAAAUGCUAAUGAAAUCUCUUGAAAAGCAAAACAGGUUCUCCUUUUGUAUAAAGUAAAUCUAUAUUUCCAACCAACUAAAAGAACAAUGCCAUUUUUCUCCUACUUCUGUUUUUAUAACUGAACACAC